Malus domestica (apple) is the source of this 2202-nucleotide messenger RNA. The record is from RefSeq and is a predicted model, not a curated record. NCBI's taxonomy places the organism in Eukaryota, Viridiplantae, Streptophyta, Magnoliopsida, Rosales, Rosaceae.
AUGGGACGUCUAGCAAGCCUGAAAUACCUCAACCUGUCUUCGAAUUCCUUGGGCGGGAAAAUUCCAACUAAUAUAUCUCGCUGCACGCAGCUGAGAAUGUUUGAUGUUGGUGCAAAUAAGCUUAUUGGGUCAAUUCCGGACCAACUCAGUUCGUUGUUGAAUUUAACUCAUUUUUGGGUUGAUGACAACAAUCUCAUUGGAGCAAUUCCGGAUUGGAUAGGAAACUUUUCUUCCCGGUACGCAAUCUCUCUUGCUUACAACAAUUUUAAGGAAGCAUACCAAAUGCUCUCGGGCGUUACUCAGAACCAGCUGCAUGGAGAGCUCCCACAGAAUGUGGGGACUACUCUUCCUAAUCUUGAGAUAUUUGCUGGCGGUAUCAACAAAUUCACCGGAAGUAUUCCUGUUUCGUUGUCAAAUGCUUCUAAACUUCUAUUUCUUGAUUUUGCCGAAAAUGGCCUCACGGGAAAACUCCCUGCUGAAAAUUUUGGAAGUUUGAGAAGCUUGUUGAGACUAAACUUUGACGACAAUAGGCUUGGAAGUGGGAAAACAGGUGACCUGAAUUCUCUCAGUUUCCUGGCGAAUUGUACUAAUCUUGAGGUGUUGAGUUUUAGUCGUAAUCGUUUUGGAGGAGAAUUGCCAGAAUCCAUAGCCAACCUUUCGACGAAACUGAGAAUUUUUACAAUGGGUGGGAAUUUAAUACAUGGAAGCAUCCCUUUCGGCAUUGUGAAUCUUGUAAACUUGACCAGUCUAGGAAUGGAACAAAACUCUCUUGGUGGUACUGUCCCUGAUGCAAUCGGAAAGCUUCAGAAGUUGCAGGGGAUGUAUUUAUAUCUUAACCAAUUUUCCGGGACAAUCCCAUCGACGCUAGGCAACUUGACUUCGGUCACAAGGCUCUUCAUGGAGGGGAAUAGGUUUGAGGGAAGCAUACCUCCAAGUCUUGGGAGCUGCCAAAACUUGUUGAUGCUUAACCUUUCUAGUAAUCAGCUAAGUGGCACCAUACCUAAAGAGGUUAUCGAGCUUUCAUCCCUUUCAAUUUCUUUGUCCAUAUCGAACAGUUCUUUGACUCGUUCUCUACCAUCUGAAGUGGGCGAGUUGGUACAUCUCUCGGAGCUAGAUGUAUCAGGAAACAAGUUAUCAGGUGAAAUCCCCAAAACCCUUGGCAGCUGUGCUAGUUUGGUGCGUCCAUAUUUGGAAGGUAACGAAUUUGAAAGAACAAUUCCUCAAUCUCUGGCCAAGUUAAGAGGCUUGGAAGAACUUGAUAUUUCAUGCAAUAAUUUAUCUGGCCAGAUUCCUGACUUUUUGGAGGAGUACUUUCUAGUGAUGGCGGUAGUAGCUGUUAAGGUGUUAAACCUUCAACAAGAAGGAGCUUCCAGGAGUUUCAUUGAUGAAUGCAAAACUUUAAGAAGUAUAAGGCACUGCAAUCUUCUCAAGAUCAUUACUGCAUGCUGUAUUUUUCAGUUAAAAACUAAGUUGCAAAACAUUACGAAGGGAACAUAUUCAGUUUCAACAUAUUUGCAACGAAUUAAAGAUGUGAGGGAUCAUCUUUCUGCAGCUGGUGUAACAUUUGGAGAUGAUGAUAUUGUGAAAUUGGCACUGAAAGCUGAGGAAGCAACUACUAAGCAACAUUCAGUUUCUGAGUCUUUUGUUACUGCAAUGGUUGCACAAGAAACAUCAGGCAAAGGCAAAGCUCUUAUGUUAGGAGAAGAGCCUUCCAGUGGUUCCUCACAGUCACAGGCUUAUAGUGGUGGUUCAACUAAUGGUGGCUACAAUAAUCAUUCCUCUAACUACAAUGGAGACUAUAUUUCGAAUGGUUUUCAAGGAAGAGGGGAAACUUCACUUAUCAAGGCAGAUCACCAUCUUCCAAUCUCUCUGCAAUGCACAUUGCAUUUUCUCUUUCUGCACCACAAGAAACAAUUCUGGGUUGUUGAUACUAGGGCUACUUCUCAUAUAACCUCGGAUCUCUCCAAUCUUAAUCUAGCAACACCAUUUUCAUUUUCUCGCAAUGAUACAGUAACAACUACAAGUGGCUCAGAUACUACACAGUCCCCAAUCCCUGUUGAUCUUAAUUUUCAACUUGAAAAUCUGUCAGUUGUCCUUCUCAUACCCUCGGUGAGUUUGCACCCUAUGCAAACUCGAUCUAAAAGUAGCAUAUCCAAGAAGAAGGUGUUCUCAGCUACAGUUAAGUCAUCUACACAAGUUUGA